AUGCCGGCUAUUUCAGUUAAGUUGGUUGCGGCGGAGUCCCUAUACCGGAGGGAUGUGUUUCGGUCUCCUGAUCCGUUUGCUGUUUUGACCAUUGAUGGGUACCAGACGAAGUCUACUGCUGCUGCGAAGAAGACGCUGAAUCCGUACUGGAACGAGACGUUUCGGUUUGACGACAUCAACGAGAACUCUAUUCUGACGAUCCAGGUGUUUGACCAGAAGAAGUUCAAGAAGAAGGACCAAGGGUUUCUGGGUGUGGUGAAUAUCCGUGUUGGGGAUGUGCUUGGCCACCUGGACGAGGACACUGCCACGCAGACGCGGGCCAAAGAGGAGACGAUCACGAGGGAUCUGAAGCGGUCGAACGACGGCAUGGCCGUCAGCGGGCGCUUGAUCAUCGUGCUCUCCAAGGUUGCAGGGUCUGGUUCCGGGUCCGCCACCGCGUCCGCAAACGGUUCAUCGACCGCAGCAGAGACCACCGCUUCGGCAAUGGGCAACCUGAGCCUGGACAACUCCACAAACGUCAAUUCGUCGCCGAUCGCUAACCACAACAGCAGCACCAUGAGCAGUAGUGCGAGCGGGACCAGAACAGUCCAGGCUGCGUCAUUGACUCCGAGACCCACCGCCCAGGCGGUAGAGACCACUUUGCAGAGCGGGAACCAGAGCAACCCUGCGGCUACCGCUGCUGCAGCUAACGUCGCAAACAGACAGUACUCUUCGUUCGAGGACCAAUACGGACGCCUGCCACCAGGCUGGGAAAGAAGAACAGACAAUUUCGGCCGUACAUACUACGUGGAUCACAACACAAGAACAACUACAUGGAAGAGACCAACUCUAGAACAGAGCGAGCAAGAAAGGGGUAGUCAGCUGACUGCAAACACUGAGCUAGAGAGAAGACAACACAGAGGAAGAACUCUGCCUGGAAACGUCACUGACGGUGUCACAGUCCAAGUCGGAGGUACCUCAACGACCCCCGCCAUCAACGGUGCAGCUGCCGCAGCCUUUGCCGCUACAGGUGCCACCACUUCUGGCUUGGGUGAAUUGCCUUCCGGUUGGGAACAGAGGUUCACUCCAGAAGGCAGAGCUUACUUCGUUGACCAUAAUACAAGGACUACCACCUGGGUCGAUCCAAGAAGACAACAAUAUAUUCGUACAUAUGGUCCAACCAAUACCACCAUUCAACAACAACCUGUGUCACAAUUGGGUCCUUUGCCUUCUGGUUGGGAAAUGAGAUUGACAAACACUGCCCGUGUGUACUUCGUUGACCACAACACUAAGACUACAACGUGGGACGAUCCAAGAUUGCCAUCCUCUCUAGAUCAGAACGUUCCACAAUACAAGCGUGACUUCAGACGUAAAGUUAUAUAUUUCAGAUCUCAGCCAGCGCUACGUAUAUUACCAGGUCAGUGCCAUAUCAAAGUACGCAGAAAUAACAUUUUCGAGGACGCUUACCAAGAAAUUAUGAGACAGACACCAGAAGACUUGAAAAAGAGAUUGAUGAUCAAGUUCGAUGGUGAAGAAGGUCUAGAUUAUGGUGGUGUCUCCAGAGAAUUCUUCUUCUUACUUUCACAUGAAAUGUUCAACCCAUUUUACUGUCUAUUCGAAUAUUCUGCUCAUGAUAACUACACCAUCCAAAUCAACUCAAAUAGUGGUAUCAACCCAGAGCACUUAAACUACUUCAAAUUUAUUGGUAGGGUUGUUGGUCUGGGUGUUUUCCACAGAAGAUUCUUGGAUGCUUUCUUCGUUGGUGCUCUUUAUAAGAUGAUGCUUCGUAAGAAGGUGGCAUUACAAGAUAUGGAAGGUGUUGAUGCCGACGUUUAUAACUCACUGAAGUGGAUGCUAGAAAACAGUAUAGAUGGUGUGCUUGAUUUGACAUUUUCUGCUGAUGAUGAACGUUUCGGUGAAGUUGUAACAGUCGAUCUGAAACCCGAUGGAAGAAACAUAGAAGUCACUGACGAAGUGAAGAAAGAAUACGUCGAAUUGUACUCCCAAUGGAGAAUUGUAGAUAGAGUUAGUGAACAAUUCAAGGCAUUCAUGGACGGUUUCAAUGAGCUAAUUCCUGAAGAUCUAGUGACUGUCUUCGAUGAGCGUGAAUUAGAACUAUUAAUUGGUGGUAUUGCGGAAAUUGAUAUCGAAGAUUGGAAGAAGCACACAGACUAUCGUGGUUAUCAAGAGUCAGACGAGGUCAUUCAAUGGUUCUGGAAGUGUGUCAGUGAGUGGGAUAACGAACAAAGAGCACGUUUACUUCAAUUUACUACUGGUACCUCUCGUAUUCCUGUCAAUGGUUUCAAAGAUCUACAGGGGUCUGACGGUCCAAGAAGAUUUACUAUCGAAAAGGCUGGUGAAGUUGAACAAUUACCAAAAUCACAUACUUGUUUCAACAGGGUGGAUCUACCUCCAUAUGCUGAUUAUGAUAGUAUGGCUAAGAAGCUAACACUCGCUGUCGAGGAGACAAUCGGUUUUGGCCAAGAAUGA
This is a messenger RNA of Nakaseomyces glabratus, 2469 nucleotides long. It is a transcript of the gene RSP5, whose product is annotated as NEDD4 family E3 ubiquitin-protein ligase. Lineage: Eukaryota; Fungi; Ascomycota; Saccharomycetes; Saccharomycetales; Saccharomycetaceae. Gene Ontology annotation, molecular function: protein binding; ubiquitin protein ligase activity. Gene Ontology annotation, biological process: ubiquitin-dependent protein catabolic process; protein polyubiquitination. Gene Ontology annotation, cellular component: cytoplasm. The record is from RefSeq and is a predicted model, not a curated record.